Molecule: messenger RNA, 621 nt
Organism: Aphanomyces astaci
Lineage: Eukaryota; Oomycota; Saprolegniomycetes; Saprolegniales; Verrucalvaceae
Exons: 1
Coding region: 1-621 (206 amino acids)
Source: RefSeq, a predicted model, not a curated record
AUGGCAGGAAGAACACCCAACACGACAGCCGAGCUGACCGACGAAGGACUCAUUGCGAACGACCGCGUGGUGCUUGACUUUGCGAGCGCCAACGAGGAAGUUGAAGAAGAGGACGAGGCAGAAGAAGGCGGUGAACGACCGGCGAAACGCCAACGUCAGGAGAAGGACACGACCAAGGCAGUGGAGGUACCGCUCAAAGCGACAUUCGACCGCGUGGACAAGAUCAACAACACCAUCAUGCGAGUCACAGGGAACGACGACAGUGGCUUUUGCAUGUUCAACACGUCGUCGUCGUACCCCAUGAUGAUGGUGUACAAGAAAGAAAUUGCCGCGUCGCGCAAGCUCCUGAAGGCCAAGAAACCUCAAGAUGCGUUUUGUAUCGCCAUGGCGGCGUAUUUGAGCAUGCAGGAUUACGACGUAUGGUACCACGACACGGAAGACCCUCGUACCGUGGAGCUGUUGUUUACGGCGUACUACAAGCUGUGGAACGACAUCUUCAAGUCUGACGACACCACGCUUGGACUCAAAGGACGCGAGGCGUUGAUCCAUGAGCUGAGCAAGUUUGGCAAUGGCGCCAAGGAUGACCUUGAGUACAACUUUCCAUGGUUUUUCAAGGCGUAG